This is a messenger RNA of Dicentrarchus labrax (European seabass), 1336 nucleotides long. RefSeq names its product odorant receptor 131-2-like. Gene Ontology annotation, biological process: G protein-coupled receptor signaling pathway. The record is from RefSeq and is a predicted model, not a curated record. Lineage: Eukaryota; Metazoa; Chordata; Actinopteri; Moronidae. Bases 179 to 1180 code for a protein of 333 amino acids. The transcript has a single exon. Gene Ontology annotation, cellular component: membrane. Gene Ontology annotation, molecular function: G protein-coupled receptor activity.
GGAAGCCAACUGUCUGCACAAGGAAAAUGUAUGUUAAUGCCUUUGGGUUUCAGAAUGUGAACGCUAACGAUGAGAUGUUGUCACUGUUCCGAAUACAAACUGGAGAAAAUUUCUUUUGCUUCUGUGCUCCAAUUUUCAUCAACAGGUUAAUAUUUUUGGUUUGUUAAAUGCUUGUAAAAUGUUGGAUGUAAAUCAGUCUCAGAUUAACUUUACUGUUGGUGUGCAGUAUCAGGGGUUACUGGGAUUAGUGAUGUUCUCCACUCUGACUACAGUACCAUCAUGUGUGUUUCUCUUCAUUAAUGGGACCAUGUUAUUCACCCUGAGGAGUAAAUCUGUGUUUCGUGAGACCUCUCGUUACAUUCUUCUGUAUAACCUCCUUUUUGGAGACACUGUACAGUUGGCACAGAGUCAGUUAAUGUACCUACUGGCUGCUUGUAGAGUAACAAUGUCGUAUCCUGUGUGUGGUGUUCUCACCAUUUUUACCAACCUCUCAAAUCAGAUCUCCCCUCUCACACUGGUGGUGAUGUGUCUGGAGAGAUAUGUAGCUGUGUGCUACCCACUGAGGCACGCUACCAUCAUCACCAUCAGAAACACAGGGGUGGCUAUCAUUGUGGUUUGGGCCUUCAGUUCAUUAAAUGUCUUUAUUAAAAUUUUUUUGCUGUUAGAUUUUCCAUUUUCAGACCUGGAGAGUCUGCAGAUGACAGACUUUUGCACUAACCUAGCAAUGCUUCUUGGCCCAAUGUCUAAUAUUCAUGACAAAGCACACACUGGUUUUGUGUUUGCUUCAGCUGGAGUUGCAGUUAUUUCUUCCUAUAUUGGUGUGGUGAUAGCAGCCAGGUCAGCCUCCACAGACAAAGCUUCAGCCCGUAAGGCUCGUAACACACUGCUGCUGCAUCUGGUACAGCUGGGCCUCAGUCUCUCCUCAACCAUACACGAUCCGUUGCUAUUCUCUAUCUCCAAAAACCUUGGCAGGGUCAUGACUGUGCGCAUCCAGAUUGUUUUUUAUAUUUGUAUUAUUAUCCUUCCCAGGUGUCUGAGUUCCCUCAUCUAUGGCCUCAGAGACCAGACCAUUAGACCUGUUCUCAUGUACAAUCUCUGCUGUCAGUGGAAACGCUCACCUUUUCUCUCACGUCCAGCCAAGGCCAAACUUGGCAUUCCAUCAUUACAUGUGAUUUCCUAAAAAACUUUGAUUUAUUCAACUUUAAAGAGAAUACAAUUUCAUUUGUUUUUUCAAGUUGUGUGAGAUUUGCAGAUACUAUUCAUGAUCUGUUGUAUAUACUGUGAAUAUCUAAUGUACCCACAAAUACAGUAAAAUAAAAUAAUGUGGCUGACAGUA